Molecule: messenger RNA, 840 nt
Organism: Lampris incognitus (smalleye Pacific opah)
Lineage: Eukaryota; Metazoa; Chordata; Actinopteri; Lampriformes; Lampridae
Gene: sod1
Product: superoxide dismutase 1, soluble
Exons: 5
Coding region: 69-533 (154 amino acids)
Biological process (GO): removal of superoxide radicals
Cellular component (GO): mitochondrion; cytosol; peroxisome
Molecular function (GO): superoxide dismutase activity; copper ion binding
Source: RefSeq, a predicted model, not a curated record
AUAAAGACUCGGCGUCAGCGGUCGGAGUUGCGGAAACUUGAAGAAGAAGAAGCAGAAGAAGAACAGCGAUGGUGCUCAAGGCUGUCUGCGUGCUGAAGGGAGCAGGAGACGUCGUCGGGACAGUGUAUUUUCAGCAGGAGGGCGACUCAGCCCCAGUGAAAGUCACAGGAGAAAUCUCAGGACUUACUCCGGGGGAUCAUGGUUUCCAUGUUCAUGCCUUUGGGGACAACACUAAUGGGUGCAUAAGUGCUGGCCCUCACUUCAACCCUCACAACAAGAAUCAUGCUGGCCCCAAUGAUGAGGAGCGACAUGUGGGGGACCUGGGUAAUGUCACAGCAGGAGCAGAUAACGUUGCUCGUAUAAGCAUCACAGACCGGAUGCUCACCCUCACUGGUCCCCUCUCCAUCAUUGGCAGAACCAUGGUGAUCCAUGAGAAAGCCGAUGACCUGGGAAAAGGAAACAACGAGGAGAGUCUUAAGACUGGCAACGCCGGAGGACGUCUGGCCUGUGGGGUCAUCGGGAUCACCCAGUAAACUACGUUGUUCUCCAUCUGCCAGCACUUAACAGUAGAGCACUGAAAACCACUGUGGUCCCCCACUUAGAGACCAACAUAGCUACUUCAUGUGAUGGAUUGUCCUCUUGAAUCCCGUGUGGCGCUUUAUUGACCAGUCCAGUAGAAAGCAUUUAGAGAUUAGAUGAGCUUUAUCCUGUGUUUUGUUAAGACAGUUUGUCUAUGAGUGUUUGAGUUUGCUUUUAAAUUUUGUUCCAAAGAGUUGAUAAUGCAGUCAAUGAAGUUGUAUACAAGUGUUCACUAAGCUGACCAAUAAAUUGUCAAUAUAU